This is a messenger RNA of Amphibalanus amphitrite, 1355 nucleotides long. Its product is annotated as motile sperm domain-containing protein 2-like. The record is from RefSeq and is a predicted model, not a curated record. Lineage: Eukaryota; Metazoa; Arthropoda; Thecostraca; Balanomorpha; Balanidae. The transcript is spliced from 5 exons. The coding region runs from base 171 to 935 and encodes 254 amino acids.
AAAACAAAUUAUGUCAAAUGCGAACAACUUCGAAUUUUAUGUCAAGUUUUUGUAAGAAGCGAACUGUAUGUUAUAUGACUUGUAUUGCGGUAUGCUAGCAUUUUCGAAUUAUUUAAUUGUCUGGAAAGCCGUGCUAGGAUCGUUAAAAAGUGUGAAACAAGAUUUCAUGGAUGACUUCAACACGCACCAUAACGCACCAGGUAGUUCGUGGUAAAAUCAGGAGCCGUUGUCGAGAACGAACACGAACCAGCGAAUCGAAGAUGGGAUGCGAUACAGCCGAAAUAGCGGACUUGUUGACCGUGUCGCCCGGAGAAGAGGUGCGGUUUCCUACCGACCUACCCAAUGCAAGGAUACCGAUCACGCUGAACAACAUCAACGCAGGACCUGUUGCCUUCAAAGUCAAGACCACCUCUCCGGAAAAGUUUCGCGUCAAGCCGAGCUCGGGCGUCGUCUCGCCCGGCUGUCACGUGACCAUCGAGCUGGCGCUCUGCGAGGGUUUCUCAGUCAGCCAGGUGGCCUCUGACAAGUUCCUGCUGCUGGCCACACCCGUGUCCAGCGACUGUCUCUGCCAGAAGGAGCUCUGCAAAUUGUGGAAGAACCUGCCCAAUGACCAGCGGUUCGAGCACAAGCUGCGCUGCGUGGUCGAGUCCGGACGCCGGGACGGCAUGUCGGUCAUGAUCGGCAUGCAGAUCAGGGACCUCGGCGACAAGCUGGAGUGUCUGCAGGAGCGUCUGGACGCCAAGCAGCGCACCUCGGAGCGUCAGUGGCGCGCCCAAUCGCGGCGCACCCGGCUCGGCCUGCUGCUGGGCGCCCUGCUACUGGUCGUCAUCACGGCCGACGUGCUGCUGGCACUGACCGGCUCGCGCGGCUCGGCCGGCUACGCGCUCUGCAUGGUGCGCAAGUCGGCGCUGGUCGGCUGGUGGUCCUGGUUCUGAGUCCAGACGAGCCGAGCCGAGCCGACCGGCGCCGGGUGAUCCGACUGAUGAGCUGUACCGACCGCCGAUGACUGCAGAUGACUGUUAUUUAGCCAAUGAUCGCGCGAUGACUUUGUGGUAGGCGACUUCGCACGUAUUUAUCCUAACUCGAAUCGAACAUCGAUUGCGUCAUGCUAGACAGAGACAAUGUAAUGAAGUGAAAUGUUUUACAUUAGCUCAUGAUGCCUGUCUACGCUCCGUGCCAUUCGCCAGGCAGCGAGCCAGUCGGGACACAACAUAUGCUGUUCUCUCAUCUUGUAUUUCAAAUAUCUCGACCUGCGUCUCGAUUGCACAUCGUCUCAAACCGACUAGGCUCGCACAAUUGUACCGCAUACUUAUGUACGCAAGGCAAUGUCAUGUAAAUACAUACACGUAUACUGG